Molecule: messenger RNA, 4495 nt
Organism: Nerophis ophidion (straightnose pipefish)
Lineage: Eukaryota; Metazoa; Chordata; Actinopteri; Syngnathiformes; Syngnathidae
Gene: znf346
Product: zinc finger protein 346
Exons: 7
Coding region: 89-1081 (330 amino acids)
Molecular function (GO): nucleic acid binding; zinc ion binding
Source: RefSeq, a predicted model, not a curated record
CGCACAAUUGACAACAAAGGUCUCCUUCCCCAAAUUUCCGCCGGAGGUGGCGCAUGCGCACUGUGGAGAUCUGUUGCGAGACGAAGUUAUGGCCGUCGCUAUGCAGACUGACGAUUUUCCCUACCUACCUUCGGGGUUGGAGCAAGUGAAUAAGAUGAUCAAGGAGCACGGUGACCUGUUUACCGACAGCCAGUGCAGCAUCUGCAAUGCCGUCCUCAUUUCGGAGUCCCAGAAGUUGGCUCAUUAUCAGAGUAAAAAACACGGCAACAAGGUGCGCCGCUAUUUCUCGACCCAAAAUGAGAAGGGGCCCGAGUCGAAGAAGUUCAAGACUCCUGCAUCUGACAAGAUGGAAACCGACGAGGAUGACCCCAUGAAGAUCUGUGACAUAUGCAAGAUGACCUUUACGUCGUCCGUGAUGGCCCAGUCUCACUAUCAGGGCAAAAUUCACGCCAAAAAUCUGAAACUCAAAAGUGCGGCUCCUCAGACUCAAGCCCAAGCGGCCGCACCUGCAGCGGCGCCCAAGAAGAAAGCGGCAGCGGACAAGACCGACAACUUGGACGACAAACACCCCAACCGCUUCUGCUCCGCCUGCCAGGCGUCCUUCAACAACGUCCAGAUGGCCGAGCAGCAUUACGCUGGCAAGAAGCACAAGAAGCAAAUGGCCAAGGUCAAACUGUUGACGCUGCACGGAAAGCCCACCACGCCAGCUGCUGCAGGCAAGGGUCUGAUGUGCAACAUCUGCAACAUUGAGCUGAAUUCUGUGGAUCAGUACCAGUCCCACAUCAGCGGGGCCAAACAUAAGAACCAAAUGAAAAAAUCCGGUGAGAAGUCCGAUGACAAAAACAAGUCAGCCGACGAAAAUGCGGAGUUAGGAGACGACAACGGCGACGACGACCAAUGUGGAAGUGGCUACAACCAGUCCGGAAACGGCGAUUUUCAGUACGAGACGGAGGGCCAACAGUUUGAGGCGAAAGAUGCUUCUUACGACGACACCUUCUACAACAUGGGAGAUGACGAGUUUGUGACCGAGGGCGCCCUGUUCGGGUCGGCGGAUGACCAGUUCAACUCGUUGAACAGUUAGUAAGUGGGACUCUAGGACCGAGCGACUUCAGGAGGACUCUGAGCAGAACCCUACAAACAUCACAAUUCAUCGGACCUUCGUUUCCAUCAAGAGUCACACUACAAGCGUCCUCCCCACAAUUGUCCCACAACAAGCAAAACCUGAACCUCAAUCUGGACUAUCUUUGUUUUUGUUUUUAUAGAAUGUCAACUUUUGUUUUUGUUUACCUGCUCCAAAGUGGCAGCUUUGUGUUUUGAGCAUGCGAUCAUUUCCAGUUAAAUACCCAAAUCUGCUUCUUCCUUGUUUUCUAUCAGACCAGGUGGCCACUUUUUAAUCACCUUUUCCACUGCACAGUACCAACUUUACUCCACUCGGUCUGGGCCGCUCGCUGUUCAAUUGAAUAAAAUAUACAGUAAACAUACUGUACAUACAAUGGGGAGAUCAAAUAUUUGAUGCGUUGCCAGUUUAGCAGUUUUUCCAUCUUACGAAGAUGUUUGAUUUUUUUUUUAUCGGAGAUGCAACCUAAAACAAAAAUCCAGAAAAUGUACAUUUGUUCUUGUGCGGGUUUGCAAACCUAAGCGGAAGUUUGAACCACUCCUUACAGAUGUCCAAAUCUUUAAGAUUUCGGGGGUGCUGCUGGCCAACACUGACUUUCCUCUCCCUCUAAAAGUUUUCAGGUCUGGGGACUGGUUUAGACCAGCCAGGUCUUUGAGAUACCACUGACUCCUUUAAGUUGGCCUCAAUGUGUGUUUCUGGUGUUUGACCUGGGUUAUUCCCCAAGGUCUUCAUGGCCCAUCGUCAUCCCUUCAAUACGGCCCUGUUCCUUUACAGAAAAAUGUCCUCAAGAAUGAGAUUUCUAACCUCUAUACUUCCUGGCUGGUUCUACUUCUACCCUCAAACGGUCUCCUCAGGCCACUUCACAGUCUCUCAUUCCUCUUCUGGAUCAUUCGGUAUAGCUCGGUUGGUAGAGUGGCCGUGCCAGCAACUUGAGAGUUGCAGGUUCGAUUCCCGCUUCCGCCAUCCUAGUCACUGCCGUUGUGUCCUUGGGCAAGACACUUUACCCACCUGCUCCCAGUGCCACCCACACUGCUUUAAAUGUAACUUAGAUAUUGGGUUUCACUAUGUAAAGCGCUUUGAGUCACUUGAGAAAAGCGCUAUAUAAAUAUAAUUCACAUUAUAAUUCACAUUCUUGGCAAACAUGGACAUGCGCUGGCUUGAGCAGGAAGACUAGGAUUUCAAUCCAUGACGACGUUGGGUCCUGUCUUACUUUUCAUUGACAAUUUUGAUCUUUCACCUCUCUCGUGGUCUGUGGGGAUCUUGCAUGGAGCUCCAGAUGUUUGAUUCCAAAUUCUUCCAUUUUCUCACAAGCUGCUUGCUUAUGGUCCUGUGGUCCAUCCCCGACUUUCACAGGUCAACAACGUUGUUCCUGAUGUCCCGAGUCAGCUCUGUGGUCUCGAUCAUAGAGCUCAGAGUCUGAUUGAUUAAGACAAUUUAUUUAUUUUGCUAUACGAACGUAUUGAUUUAGGGCUGGGCAAUAUGGCUGAAAACUACAUCACGGUAUGUGCUUUUUAUCAGUCGAUAUAGAUUAUCAUCAAUUUUCAAGGCAGAAAGGAAAGUAAAUGUCAACAAAAGCAUGGAAAACACUCAAUGUAGACAUUCUAAAAUUAGUAAUCACUCUCUGCGUUGCUCGGUUACCCGAGAUCCUUUGUUCAUGCAACUUUUGCUUUCUUCUAUUGGAGGAAAAAAAUCAAACAUUUUUUAUCGAUACCGAUUACGUGUCCAUCGCAACAUAUAUUGAUGUAGUUUUAUCGCCCAGCCCUAUCUUUUGUACAGGUGACAAGUUCCAACAGGCGCAGUAAACACAGGUAAUGAGUGGACUUCUUAAAGGAAAACAAACAGGUCUAUAGGAGCCGCAAUUCUUACUUCAAUAUUUCAUGCAGUAAAACUCAUUACUUCAAAGUCAUACAAUGUGACUUUCUGGAUUUUUGUUUUAUUCUACAUGUUUUCAAAGUGGGAACGUUCUCCCCACUGUCUAUACACUAUACUGUAUAUACAAUAUUUAUAGCGUAAGCUCCAGCUUGUGUCUGAGCAUUGGGUUGGUCAUUUUGCAUUCGUGCAACAGUUUGUUAGGCUGAAUGUGUCGUUGGGAGUGUCAGCUAGAGGUGAAGAAGUAGAAAUUAUUCGCAAAAUACAGUCUGUGGAGGUCGAGGGAGCAAUGUCUUGCUCAAAGUAGCGAAACCGAAGUCCUCCAGGCCAACCCCAUGAGGAGGAAUGGUAGUUUGAGCUGGUCUUUGAUGGUCAGCUCGAUUCUCUGUUGGCUGGAAACAAUGGUGAAGGACACGGUCUAUAGUAUCAAGACCCUGUUUGACAAUAUGGUCUUCACAUUGGAUGUUUCGGAAAAUUCUCAGCUUAGAUUGGGUUCAAAAUAGCCCCUUCGAAAAAGGAGUUCGUCAAAAGAGACUAUAAGAAAUGGCAGAGAAGGUGGGCUCCUCUGUUCAAGUGGAGACUGAGGGCAGUUGGUCAUUUUCACGAUAACUUGGAGCUCUGUGUUUUUUAUUCAGACUAGUUCAGCAGGAAACUGCGAAAACGGCAUUGAAGGAGUAGGACUGGAGACACAUUUUAAUUCAAGAGGAGAAUGAGGGCAGUUGGUGUUUACCACUUCAUUUUCAACCAAGCUUUGGUAUCUCUAUGUUGUAAUCAAACGAGUUUAGCAGGAAACUGCAUAAACAGCAUUGAAGGAGUAGGACUGGAGACACGAUUUAUUCAAGAGGAGACUGAGGACAGUUAGUCUUGAUUACAUUUCCUUUUUCUUUGUUUUUCAUUUGAAAUACUGCUAUAUUUGUUUGUUGGGUAAGGAGAUCUUUUGUUAUAUUGCAGUAUUAGCAUGUUCGUUUUGAUCCAUUUUGUAGUCGUGUCAUUGCUCAGCAGCCGCCUGGAUGUAAUGCUAACGGUCAGCACGACUGGAGCCAAGCCGAGUUCGUACCAUGCGGUGGAAAAAAAGGCAUAAUAUUGUACAGUAGGUGUCUUGUGAGGUACAUGGUGGUCGUCGGUCAACAUAUCAAUAGACUGCUCUCGGUAAUAACACUGGAAAUGUUCCAUUUUGUUAAAAUGUUACAAACACCCUUUUUACUUUUGACAUUGUUUUGUUUUCUAGUGCUUCAAAAGUAGACCGAUGUCCAAAACAGGACAGGAAAUCUCCAAUUGUCCUAAAAAAAAAAACCUAAAAAAAAACAAAAACUGACUGACUUAUUUUUUAUUACCAAAUGUCUGCUAAAGAAAACUACUUUUAGAUGUUUCUACGAAAAGGAGGGCUUUGCUCCGCUGUAGUUUGGUCUCCAUCCUCGUGUUUGUCAUUUUUAUUGUCACGACUAUGUUGCAUUUUGAAGGAAAGGAACGUCGCAUCGAUUAAACAAAACAAAACAUCUUUUAACAGUU